AAAAAAAAGGAACUGCAUGUAUGAAUGAAUCCUUUUGGAAGAACGGAACUCCUAAGUACUUACCUUUUUGUUGUGAAGUGGAGACUGAAGUCCCUAGACCACCGGAAUAUUUUAGCGAGAUUCCGUAUUUAAAGCAUCGUAACCACAACCAUUGGAGUUGGGUGUUUUGUAACUGUGUAAAGUAACAUAAAAUAUUCUGCACAGUUCCUGGAGAGGAGAUGAAUCCCGUAAGGGCUUUGCAAGUGGAAAACACGCCCUUAAGAAGUACGACUGCUGCCGAGAAGAUGAGAAACCUCGCUGCUCCAGGCACCGGAGUAGGCGAAGUAGGCAGAGGCGUACGGAAAAGGACGUGUGAGUACACCGUGAGAUCAUCGGCGGGUAAUAGCGAGAAACAGACACUUCGAGAGGAAAAAUGGACUCUGAGAGCCCGACCAGGUAUGCCCUGGCAAAGAGAUAAUCGGGAAUUGACAUCGACACCUAUUGGUGUUCCUUGGGGAACCCCACCAGCAAUCCGUGUUUGGAUGAUGUUACUGUGGUAUUUGCUUGUUGGGCAUACGGUAUCUGGCAAGGUCAGCCAUCAACCCUUCAAAUGGUCACUAAUACAAUUAGAACACUCAGUUGUCAUACAAAAUAGAAUUACCCUGGGCGCUCCCUCUUUCACGGCCCACUUAAGUUCCCUAGUAAGGUCAUACCAUGGAUGGGCCCCCAUUGAUGAGAAUACUCGCAAGUAUACAGUUCAGCAUAAAGCCUUUUAUAUGUGUCCAGCUAAUAAUCCAGGAAAAGAAUACUGCAAUCACCCAGCUGAAUAUUACUGUGCAUAUUGGGGCUGUGAAUCAAUAGCAUCAGAACGGGCACCAGGGGCAGGAAAAGACCAAUUUUUAACUGUAGGAUGGGGACCGCCAGGAUGUCAAAAACCCACCUAUGGGCCUCAAGGUACGGUUCGAGGAGGCACCUGUUGGCAUAUUUAUCUUAACAUUUCGAAACCUGAGGAUCUAGGAUGGACUAUAGGGAGAACAUGGGGAAUCAGGUUUUGGGAACCAGGCACUGAUACAGGGGGAAUAAUUUUAAUACGGAAGGAGCCAGUGCCCAAUGAACCCUCCGGUGUGGGACCAAAUCCAGUCAUAGCAGAGGAAGAUGAUAGUAACAGUAUUGUACAUACUGUUACAAUCUUUCCUAACAUAAACGUCACUGAAAAUAACACCCCAGGGCGUAUCAACAAAAAUCAAACCCUCGACUCUUGCACACGAAGUCAGCCCAUUGUGGGAUAUGCUUCAAGCCAGCUAUCAAGUACUGAAUGCCACCUACCCUAAUAUAACUGAGCAUUGUUGGUUAUGUUACAACAUUCGGCCACCCUUUUAUGAAGCUAUUGGGGUGGACAGUAGAUUUAAAAAGGCCAACGGAACAAAUCCAGCUCAGUGCUUGUGGAAUAAGGAAUCUGGAUGUAAGCAAGGGAUAACAAUGUCCCAAGUAUCGGGAAAAGGAAAGUGUAUAGGAAAUGUCCCGAAAGGCAAACGACACCUGUGUAACACAACUCGCAAAUCAGGAGAAAUAAGAGCUGAGUGGUUGAUUCCUGCAGAUAAUACUAAGUGGAUUUGUUCCCAAACUGGCGUUACACCUUGUAUAUACCU
This is a messenger RNA of Aquila chrysaetos chrysaetos, 1628 nucleotides long. RefSeq lists its product as uncharacterized. Bases 219 to 1310 code for a protein of 363 amino acids. The transcript is spliced from 4 exons. The record is from RefSeq and is a predicted model, not a curated record. Lineage: Eukaryota; Metazoa; Chordata; Aves; Accipitriformes; Accipitridae.